This is a messenger RNA of Chaetura pelagica (chimney swift), 3488 nucleotides long. RefSeq names its product WWC family member 3 (gene WWC3). Gene Ontology annotation, biological process: negative regulation of organ growth; regulation of DNA-templated transcription; regulation of hippo signaling. NCBI's taxonomy places the organism in Eukaryota, Metazoa, Chordata, Aves, Apodiformes, Apodidae. The transcript is spliced from 23 exons. The coding region runs from base 100 to 3378 and encodes 1092 amino acids. The record is from RefSeq and is a predicted model, not a curated record. Gene Ontology annotation, molecular function: kinase binding; molecular adaptor activity. Gene Ontology annotation, cellular component: cytoplasm.
GACAGGAUCACAAAGCCAUUGACAUUUGCUGACUGUGUUGGUGAUGAGCUUCCUUUAGGAUGGGAAACUGUUUACGAUCAACAGAUUGGAGUUUAUUAUAUGGACCACAUAAAUCAGCUCACACAAAUUGAGGACCCAAGGGAGCAAUGGAGAAGGGAGCAGGAACGCAUGCUAAAGGAAUAUUUAAUAGUUGCCCAGGAGGCACUCAAUGCCAAGAAAGAGAUAUACCAAAUAAAGCAGCAGCGUUUUGAACUAGCCCAAGAAGAGUAUCAACAGUUGCACAAAAUGUGUGAAGAUGACAGCCAUUCUUAUGCCAGCUCAUUCUCUGGAUUUUCAGCUAAUACUAAGUAUGACCCAUAUCAGAUUAAAGCAGAAAUAGCCAGCCGUCGUGACAGACUUUCUAGGCUAAAACGAGAAUUGGCACAGAUGAAGCAAGAGCUGCAAUAUAAAGAAAAAGGAGUGGAAACUCUGCAAGAGAUUGAUCGUAAGAUGUCAAGUGCUCAUACAAAUUAUAGGCUGGAUGAAGCACAAGCUAUAAUGAGUGAGCUUCGAACUAUAAAGAAAGCUAUAUGCACAGGUGAAAAAGAAAGGCAGGACCUUAUGCAGAGCCUGGCCAAAUUAACAGAUGGAUUCAGGAAUAGCUGUUGUAUUACAGAUUCCCUACAAGAUCUCCAGCACAAUUCUGGUUUGCUUGGUGACUCCUGUUUACCUCAACAACACUGUGAUGCUUGUUCUCAGACUGAAAUCACUGGAGAGUUUGGGUUUGAUGACAAAACAAGACUUGUAGACAAAGUAAGACUGAACUGGCAAUAUGAAGAGGCUAAGAAAAGAGUUUCAAAUAUACAACAGCAGCUGGCCUUGCUAGAAAAUGAGUCUUGGCCAGGAAUGGCUGAAGCGGACAGGGACCGUCUUCAGCUCAUCAAAGAGAAGGAGGCUCUUCUUCAGGAGUUACAGCUCAUCAGUCAGCAGAGACGAUCCCCAGAAGACAUUGCACGUUUGGAGGAAGAAAAAAGACGCUUGGAGGAUGAAAUCCAGCGGGCUCGAGCAACAUCUGCUCAUGGGGCCACUGAAAGGAUACUGUUACAGGAAAAGAGAAAUUGUUUGCUUAUGCAACUAGAAGAAGCUACACGCUUAACCUCAUAUUUACACUCCCAGUUAAAAAGUCUGUCAGCUAGCACCCUCACAAUGUCCUCUGGCAGCAGCAGGGGAUCCCUGGCCUCCAGUCGAGGAUCCUUGGCCUCCAGCAGAGGCUCCCUCAGCUCGGUCAGCUUUACGGACAUCUAUGGCCUUCCACAGUAUGACAAAUCAGACAGCGCUACAGACUACGGCCAGCAUUUACGCUUUGACAUCAUUCCCUUCGAGUCUCUCACAAAGGAUGUGCCAUAUGCUGAUCCCAUUGGGCAUUCAAAUUUCAGUAAGCAGCGGAGGUCUCUGGAUACUGCACAGUCCCUGGCAUCCCUGUCAUCACGGUCCUCCUUGUCAUCAUUGUCCCCUCCAAGCUCACCUCUGGACACCCCGUUUCUCUCUGCAUCUCGAGAUUCUCCCUUGGCUCAGAUGUCAGAAGGUUUUGAGGAGAUGGCAGGCAUAGGAGCCCUGGAAAUUCUCAGGGCUCAAACCACGGCGUUGGGUGAUGAUGAUACUCAAGGAACGAGCUCAUCUCAGGCGUCCACUUACCCUGUGGACAAUGAAGGGCUGCGAGAAAUGGGAUCACAGCUGACUGCUGUCCAAACUGGUGGAGCUGUAACUCUGCGAGGAGACAGUGGUAGAAGAUCGGAGAGGAGAGCCAGGCGAGUUUCAGCAUGUCUCUCAGAUCAUUCACUGGCUAGUGACAGUGGCGUGUUUGAAGCUUUAAGCAAAAGGAAUGAAGAUCUGGAAGAGCCUGUUUAUGGUGAUGCUGCCAGUAAUGAAGAACCACAAAUACAUGUUGGAUUUCUGCAUGACAGUGGAAGCGAAUGUCUGUUAGUCCAUGUGUUACAGCUGAAGAACUUUAAUGGCCUAAUUGUUAAAGAAAACUGCAAAAUUCAUGUGAGAGUUUAUUUGCCACCACUUGAGUCAGGCACACCAACCACUUACUGCUCUAGAGCUUUGGAAUUCCAAACUCCAUUAAUAUUUAAUGAAGUUUUCCGAAUCCCCGUGCAUUCAAGUGUCUUGAAAUUAAAAUCACUGCAGCUGUAUAUCUGUUCAGUUGACUAUCAGCAACAAGAAGAACUAUUGGGCAUUGCUCAGAUAAACCUGGCUGAUGCAGAGAGUUCUGGUGAGAUGCAGCUUCACUGGUAUACUGUUCAGAUCUUCACUGGUUCAGACCCCCAGAGGGCAAAGAACAAAAACCAGUGUGACGACAGCAUUCCCCGGUCUUCUGGAAAUGUAACUACAGUUAAAACAGAUGCAGUGACAGCCCUUUUAGCUAGGACUACUGCCCAGCUGGAAGCAGUUGAGAGACAGUUAGCAGAAGAGAGAGUGAAACUGGAGUACACAGAGGAGGAAAUCCUGGAGAUGGAAAGAAAGGAAGAUCAGGCAGAAGCUGUAUCAGAGAGGAGUUGGCAAGCAGAAUCUGUUGACAGUGGAUGCAGUAAUUGCACCCAGACUAGUCCUCCUUAUCCAGAACCAUUUUGUGGGGAUUCGUUAGCUGGACACAUGUUUGCCACUCAAGCAGGCCAGUACAGUUCUGGAAAAAUGCAGCCUCCGCCACUAAAGGUGGAUAAGGAAACUAACACUGAGGACCUGUUUCCUGAAGAAGUUGCUAUUCUUCCAAAAGAGAGAGCUAGCCGCAGGCCCCGGGGCUCUGCCUUUGUUCGCAGUAGCACUAUUGUUCGUUCCCAGACCUUCUCGCCUGGAGCACGAAGUCAAUAUGUUUGCAGACUGUAUCGCAGUGACAGUGACAGUUCAACUUUGCCAAGGAAAUCCCCUUUUGUCCGGAAUACGUUGGAGAGGCGUACUCUACGGUAUAAGCAGCAGUCCUGCAGAUCAUCUUUGGCUGAGCUUAUGGCAAGGACACCCUUAGACCUGGAGCUGGAUCUCCAGGCAUGCAGAACAAGACAGAGACAGCUGAACGAGGAGAUAUGUGUGUUAAGAGAGCUGAGACAGCGUCUGGAAGAUGCCCAGCUCAGAGGGCAGACAGAUCUACCCCACUGGGUCCUUCGGGAUGAGCGGUUCCGAAACUUGUUGAAGGAAGCAGAAAGGCAGACCAGACAGACCAAAUUUGAACAUCGUCAGGAACAAGCAGCUGAAAAGAUGCUUAAGAAAGCAUCAAAAGAAAUUUACCAGUUGCGUGGGCAAAAUCAGAAGGAGCCUAUUCAGGUGCAGACUUUUAGAGAGAAGAUAGCUUUUUUCACAAGACCAAGGAUUAACAUACCUCCUCUGCCAGCUGAUGAUGUAUGACGUGUUGCAUUGUAAACAUGAAGUAUUUAUCGCUUUUAUUUUAAUGAAGUUAUUAGAUUAGCCAAGUUUCUUUAAAAAAAAAUUGUGCAAAAGCUAAUAUACACAUUUUG